UUGUUUUUGAGCUGAAACUUUAUUUUGAAUUUGAAAUUAACACAGAUAUAGAUAAACCAGCCUUUAAAUGUUUCUUACAAUACAUGUGUGUAAGACUUUUUCCUCUUCAGUAUCCCUUUGAUAACAAUAAUAUAACAGCACAAUGCUAUUGUGUGUACCAGACUUUAUAAAGUUAGGGGCAGGUGUUUAUAAUUGAUUUAAAGGGGAAAUUAUUAUUUUUGCAAUAAGUGAUGCACUGAAAAUGACUGGUGCACAUUAAAACGUAUUCUCAUUAAGAUAGUCUCUGUGUGUAAAAUGCAGCUAUUCAUUCAACAGGCUGACAACUUUCCACUUGGUAUUUGCCUUUGCUUAAUUUAGUUUCCGCAGGACAGUCAGUGUGGUAGUUUGCAUCUGUUUUUGGCAGGCACAGAAAACUAUAAACUCAGACAGUCCUGUCCCAAAUAUUGCAGCUCACAAGUUACAAUCAAUUUGAUAAAAACAGGCAAGUUUUAUGGACUUGCUUUUCUGUUGUUCAUCCUUGGUCAAGCUUCCAGGUAACAUAGGUUUCUUUCUCUUCCCCUGUUUUGCUGGUUUUCAGUACUAAUAGCCUUGAUAACUAAUUCUGAGUCUUGUUUACUCAUUUAGCUUCCUUAUUUAUUGCUGAUUGAAAUUUGGGGAAAUUAAUGACGGCAUGUCUAGACUUGGUUUUACUUUGUCUAUCUACGUGAUAACUGCGUUCAUCUUUUGAUCCCACCAUAGAGAAAGAACUGAAUUCUUUGUUACUAGUCUAGUUAUGAUUUAUGGAAUUGGAAGGUCCCCCUUAGAUAAAAUAUGAAGAAACUCUUACAGCCUGUAUCAGGUAGAAAUUUAGUCUGAUUCUCUCAUCACAGAUAGAGAAUACUAAUGCACUUUGCAAUUUUUAUGUUAAAAAAAUUGAGACUUUUUUAUAAUUAUCAAAAUUAUUUAUCUCCUAAAAGCUUUAACCAGUAGGUGAAGGAAAUAUUUUAAAAUACCAAGUGGUGUUUUAUACACUGUUCAGUAGCAAAGAGUUUUGCGGAGGGAAUAACCACUUUUAAAAAUUUAUCCUCGGGUGUUAGUAGGUCUUACGCUGUUUAUCUGUAUAGGAUGUUCUAUCACUUACAUAUGACCUUUAUAAAUAAUGUCUUUAAUGUUGCUAUUAUGGUCACCUUUAGAGUGGUUCCAUCACUCAGUGGUUCUCAGAUUCCUGAGAACUGAAUUCGUUGGCUUUUGAUUUGGUUCUCUGAUGGGUAUAAUAAUGUACAACUUGGUUUAGGUUAGAAAGAGAGCAUUGGGUUUAAGGAAACCCCUUUGCUGAAGGAUCUGUGGAUGAAAAUGAUUUGAAUUGUUACGAGUUAGAGGAAUAAGCCUAGAUGGUUACUCAGCUGCAGUAGCUGUUACAGGAGCAAUGUCUACUUUUUAUCGUUAAACUUUUUUUUCCCCCUAAGAGCACAAAUCCAGGUAGCAAAAAUGAAGAUAAAAUUAUCUAUGCCCUUCACAUUUGAAGCAUCAGUGGAAAUCAUUUUCUGACUCAAAGCUGUGAUUGAAAUACAAGUAGCAUCGAAAUAUCCCAAAGAAAGACAUGAAAGAUAACGCUAUCCGUUGCUAAGUACAUUUCAUUAAAAAUGAGAAAGAAAACUUUUAAUUUUUAAAAUGUUUCUAGCUCUUUAAAAACCUGCAGUAAAUACUUUACAAGUGGCUAGACACCUUCCCUGGUGGUUUAGUUUAUACAAGCAGGAAACUUUCUCUCCUACUCUUUCUCUCUCUCUUUCUUGUUUUCUUUAAACCAACUGACGUAAUGCCAAACUUUGCUUUAAAAGAACAGACAGAAGUAAUUGGUAGCUUUUAACUUUUAAUAAUGUUCUGGAUUGGUUUUAGUGGCCAAAAUGCCAUUUAAAAAAAAAAAAAAAGUUCAAGUAAGAACGGGCUUGUGGCCUGAGGAAGAAAGGCUCUGUUGAUGCAGUUAUUUUUAUUCUGUUUUUCAAUCUGUUAUUAAAAAUCUUUCCUGCUGAGCCCUGUUGGAUUUCUCCAAUUGCUCUCUGUGAUGGAUGGUGCAUUUCAGGUUACCGUAACUUAAACAGUUUUUGGGUUUGGGGGAGAGUGGGUACUUGUAUUGCGUUAUUUCUUAUUGGGGGGGGAAGUAAAACAUUUGUUUUUGUUUCAUUUGCGAUGAAUUAAUUAAGAUUAUCAAUGGCGACAGGUCAAUGAAUAUGUUUAUGUAAAGAAUGCUACACCUGUUAGCAAGAGUCUGAAAUGUGGAAGUUUCAUUCUGACAUUAAUCAUUUUUAUGUGCAGUGGAAGGAAAAUAGGUGAAACUUUACAAAAAUAUAUUUUUUAGAUUGAAAGCGUUAAUUUUAAGGGUCAGUUUGUGUGGGCGGCUCUUUUUUUUUCCUCACAAUUUUAGGGGAUAAUUUUUAACCCUGUUAUCACACAGUGUUUUUAGUUUCUUUUCUUUUUUUUUCUUAUAAAAUAGUCAUUUUCUCUCUUCCUGGUUUGUACAGGCAGACAGAACUUUCUCUAGUUUAGAGCUAUCUUGGUGAUGUUGGUUGACAUCAGGGCAACUUCAGAAGCUAGCAAGUAGGAGAAUCUUUUCAGAGGGCAAAAAGAUUUGUACCAGUUUUUCCUUCCUUGGAGAGACACUGCACCCAGAAAUGAGGCCCUCCACCCUAUUUGGGGGGCCAGAAGUAUCAAAAUUUCUGAUAGGGAUUGUUCGUAAGGUUCAGAUCUUAAUGGUUACUUGUCUUGGUUUAAAUCUUACGGUUACCUGUCUUGGACUUUGCUUUUAACCCUAAAUUUGUGCUGAGGUUCUAUUUUCCCCCUUUUACACAGAAUGUGUUUUAAAAAUAAUGCAUACUGAAAAUUAGGUAUCUCUCAGAUACCUUAAAAUGUCUUUUAAGGUAUUUGUAAUUACCAUUAAAAGCAUUCCGUAUAUUCAGGGAAGUUAAAAGAAUUCCCUGCAUGAAAAUUUGACAGUUUUGAUUUACCUUAACGUUUUUCUCAGUUUUUCUUACAACUAUAGACUUCAGUUCAGAUCAGAAACAUUCUUUCUCUGCUAACCACUCCUUACCAUAAGGAUGUGUCAGGAAAAACCAUAGGAACUUAAACUAUAACUUGUUCACAUCAGCAAAGCAAAAGUAUCUUAACAUGAAUCUUGACUUGUUUUAUUUUUUACAAAGUUUUCAAAUAUAUCUCUGUCAUUACAGUUUUGUUGAUUGAAUGUUGGUUUAUUACUGCAAAACUGAGGUAACAGUAAUAAAGUUUUGCAAGAAGGGGAAAAAAAGGCAAAGGGAGGUAUUUAGUGCUGCAGUCCUUUAAUAUCAUCAGUAGUUUAUUUACUGUUCAGUGUUGGGGAGGGGUUGGAGAGGCUUUGUGGAAGAUGAUACCAAAAAAAAAAAAAAAUACAUCAAUUGCGCAUAUGAUCCCCUCCCCUUAAGCUUUACUUAAACAAUAUGUUUCGGUUUUGCCUCAAACCAUUCCCCACCACUUCUCCAAGAAUCCACCACUAUCUUCGUUCCUGAGCGAUUAAGGAUGACACUUUCUGUUGUAUAAUGAACUGCAGUAUUGUUUGAACAAAGAUGUACAGAUCAUCUCUCAAAAUGUCUUCUGUGUCUUCUGAGCAUCUUCUAAGACAAUUGCAUUAGCCCUCCUGCUAGUUGACUAAUAGAAUUAAUAAUUGUAAAAAGCACUCUAAAGCCACAUGCCUUAUGAAGUCAAUGCUGGGUAUGAUUUUACAAAUAUGGUCCGGAAAAAGAACCCCCCUCUGAGAAACAUUGCUAGUGAAGGCGAGGGUCAGACCCUGGAGCCUGUCGGUACAGAAAGCAAGGGACCUGGAAAGAACAAAGAAUUUUCUGCAGAUCAGAUGUCAGAAAAUACGGAUCAGAGUGAUGCUACAGAACUAAAUAAUAAGGAGGAACAUAGCUUGCAUGUCCAGGAUCCAUCUUCUAGCAGCAAGAAGGACUUGAAAAGCUCAGUCCUGAGUGAGAAGGCUGGCUUUAAUUAUGAAAACCCCAGUAAGGGAGGAAACCUUCCCUCCUAUUCACAUGAUGAGGUGACAGAGAGAAAUAUGUUGGCUUUCUCAUCUCCAGCUGCUGGGGGAGUCUGUGAGCCCUUGAAGUCUCCUCAAAGAGCAGAGGCAGAUGACCCUCAAGAUAUGGCCUGCACCCCAUCAGGGGACUCACUGGAGAUGAAGGAAGAUCAGAAGAUGUCACCGAAGGCUACAGAGGAAACAGGGCAAGCGCAGAGUGGUCAAGCCAAUUGUCAAGGCUCAAGCCCAGUUUCAGUGGCCUCAAAAAACCCACAAGUGCCUUCAGAUGGGGGUGUCAGACUGAAUAAAUCGAAAACCGACGUACUGGUUAAUGACAACCCAGACCCGGCACCUCUGUCUCCAGAGCUUCAGGACUUUAAAUGCAAUAUCUGUGGAUACGGUUACUAUGGCAACGACCCCACAGAUCUGAUUAAGCACUUCCGAAAGUAUCACUUAGGACUGCAUAACCGCACCAGGCAGGAUGCUGAGCUGGACAGCAAAAUCUUGGCCCUUCAUAACAUGGUGCAGUUCAGCCAUUCCAAAGACUUCCAGAAAGUCAACCGAUCUGUGCUUUCUGGUGUGUUGCAGGAUAUCAGUUCCUCAAGGCCUGUUUUACUAAACGGGACCUAUGAUGUACAGGUCACUUCAGGUGGAACAUUCAUUGGCAUUGGCCGGAAGACACCAGAUUGCCAAGGAAACACCAAGUAUUUCCGCUGUAAAUUCUGCAAUUUCACUUACAUGGGCAACUCAUCCACAGAACUAGAACAACAUUUUCUUCAGACUCACCCGAACAAAAUAAAAGCUUCUCUCUCCUCCUCUGAGGGUGCAAAACCUUCAGAGAAAAACUCUAACAAAUCCAUCCCAGCAGUCCGGUCUGGUGAUGCUGGAGACCUGGGCAAAUGGCAGGACAAGAUCACAGUCAAGGCAGGAGAUGACACACCCGUUGGUUACUCAGUGCCCAUCAAGCCCCUUGACUCGAGACAGAAUGGUACAGAGGCCACCAGUUACUACUGGUGUAAGUUUUGUAGCUUCAGCUGUGAGUCCUCGAGCUCACUGAAGCUGCUAGAACAUUACGGCAAGCAGCAUGGCGGAGCGCAGUCAGGCGGCCUUAAUCCAGAAUUGAAUGAUAAGCUUUCCAGGGGCUCUGUCAUUAAUCAGAAUGAUCUAGCCAAAAGCGCAGAAGGGGAGCCAAUGACCAAGGCAGACAAGGGCUCUAGUGGGGCGAAGAAGAAGGACUUCUCCAGCAAGGGAGCAGAGGAUAACAUGGUCACGAGCUACAACUGUCAGUUCUGUGACUUUCGAUAUUCCAAGAGCCAUGGCCCCGACGUCAUUGUGGUGGGGCCACUUCUUCGUCAUUAUCAACAGCUCCACAACAUUCAUAAGUGUACCAUUAAACACUGUCCAUUCUGUCCCAGAGGCCUUUGCAGCCCAGAAAAGCACCUUGGAGAAAUUACUUAUCCAUUCGCUUGUAGAAAAAGCAAUUGUUCCCACUGUGCGCUCUUGCUUUUGCACUUGUCUCCUGGGGCGGCCGGGAGCUCAAGAGUCAAACACCAGUGCCACCAGUGCUCGUUCUCCACCCCCGACGUGGAUGUGCUCCUCUUUCAUUAUGAGAGCGCGCACGAGUCCCAGGCAUCGGAUGUCAAGCAAGAAGGCAGUCACCUGCAAGGACCAGACGGGCAGCCGGCUGUCAAGGAAAGCAAAGAACACUCAUGUACCAAAUGUGAUUUCAUUACCCAGGUGGAAGAAGAGAUUUCCCGACACUACAGGAGAGCACACAGCUGCUACAAAUGCCGUCAGUGCAGUUUCACAGCUGCCGAGACUCAGUCACUACUGGAGCACUUCAACACUGUUCACUGCCAGGAGCAAGACAGCACUACAGCCAACGGCGAAGAGGACGGCCAUGCCGUCUCCAGCAUCAAGGAGGAGCCCAAGAUUGACCUCAAGGUCUACAGUCUGCUCAAUCCAGACUCUAAAAUGGGAGAGCCAGUUGCUGAGAGUGUGGUGAAGAGGGAGAAGCUCGAAGACAAGGAUGGGCUCAAAGAAAAGGCUUGGGCUGAGAGUUCAAGCGAUGACCUUCGCAGCGUGACUUGGAGAGGGGCGGACAUCCUACGGGGCAGUCCCUCUUAUACCCAAGCCAGCCUGGGGCUCCUAACCCCUGUGUCCGGCCCCCAGGAGCAGACGAAGACUCUGAGGGAUAGCCCCAACGUCGAGGCUGCCCACCUGGCGCGCCCUAUUUACGGCUUGGCUGUGGACACCAAGGGCUUCCUGCAGGGGGCGCCCGCGGGCGGAGAAAAGGCCGGCGCCCUCCCCCAGCAGUAUCCCGCGUCUGGAGAGAGCAAGUCCAAGGAUGAAUCCCAGUCCCUGUUACGGAGGCGCAGAGGCUCGGGUGUUUUUUGUGCCAAUUGCUUGACCACAAAGACCUCUCUCUGGCGAAAGAAUGCAAAUGGCGGAUAUGUAUGCAAUGCGUGUGGUCUCUACCAGAAGCUUCACUCGACUCCCAGGCCUUUAAACAUCAUUAAACAAAACAACGGUGAGCAGAUUAUUAGGAGAAGAACAAGAAAGCGCCUUAACCCAGAGGCACUUCAGGCCGAGCAGCUCAACAAACAGCAGAGGGCCGGCAGUGAGGAGCAGGUCAACGGCAGCCCCUUAGAGAGGCGGUCGGAAGAUCACUUAACUGAAGGUCACCAGAGAGAAAUUCCACUCCCCAGCCUGAGUAAAUACGAAGCGCAGGGUUCAUUGACUAAAAGCCAUUCUGCUCAGCAGCCAGUCCUGGUCAGCCAAACUCUGGAUAUUCACAAAAGAAUGCAGCCUUUGCACAUUCAGAUAAAAAGUCCUCAGGAAAGUACUGGAGACCCAGGAAACAGUUCAUCCGUAUCUGAAGGGAAAGGAAGUUCUGAGAGAGGCAGUCCCAUAGAAAAGUACAUGAGACCCGCGAAGCACCCAAAUUAUUCACCACCAGGCAGCCCUAUUGAAAAGUACCAGUAUCCCCUUUUCGGACUUCCCUUUGUACAUAAUGACUUCCAGAGUGAAGCUGAUUGGCUGCGGUUCUGGAGUAAAUAUAAGCUCUCCGUUCCUGGGAAUCCGCACUACUUGAGUCACGUGCCUGGCCUACCAAAUCCUUGCCAAAACUAUGUGCCUUAUCCCACCUUCAAUCUGCCUCCUCAUUUUUCAGCUGUUGGAUCAGACAAUGACAUUCCUCUAGAUUUGGCGAUCAAGCAUUCCAGACCUGGGCCAACUGCGAAUGGUGCCUCCAAGGAGAAAACGAAGGCACCAUCAAAUGUAAAAAAUGAAGGUCCCUUGAAUGUAGUAAAAACAGAGAAAGUUGAUAGAAGUACUCAAGAUGAACUUUCAACAAAAUGUGUGCACUGUGGCAUUGUCUUUCUGGAUGAAGUGAUGUAUGCUUUGCAUAUGAGUUGCCAUGGUGACAGUGGACCUUUCCAGUGCAGCAUAUGCCAGCAUCUUUGCACGGACAAAUAUGACUUCACAACUCAUAUCCAGAGGGGCCUGCAUAGGAACAAUGCACAAGUGGAAAAAAAUGGAAAACCUAAAGAGUAAAACCUUAGCACUUAGCACAAUUAAAUAGAAAUAGGUUUUCUUGAUGGGAAUUCAAUAGCUUGUAAUGUCUUAUGAAGACCUAUUAAAAAAAAAAAUACUUCAUAGAGCCUGCCUUAUCCAACAUGAAGUUCCCUUCUUUUAUUAUUCUUUCUUUUGAUGAGUAGGUUACCAAGAUUAAAAAGUGAGACAAAUGUUCAGUGAGAAAAAAAAAGGAAGAUGGUUAAUAGUCCUGAUUUAGAACCUAGUAAGUCAAAACCAUCUUGGUGAAUGUGUACUGUGGAAACCAUCCAUAAGAAGUAUCACCAAACUAUAAUUAUGAUGUUUGUAUAGAAAGAGAUCAAAGCUGUUUAGAAUUUGGAAGGGUUUACAUAUUAUGAUCCUAAAGCAGUAUUGGGCUGGCCAUUGGCCCAUUUGUUCAAAAACCCAUAAAUUAUUGCCUCAGUUUCGAAGUAUCAUGAAAUCCUAGGCAGAUGAGGAGAAAUUUAAUCUCCAGGGCAGUGAAAGGAAAAUGGCGCCCUCUUAGACGAGAAUCCUCUCAUAGAUCAUGUUUCAAAUUUAGACCUAGAAAUGCGAGCUGUGGUUAGGCUUGGGGAGAGAGCAGCGGGAAAAAUGACAGAUGGUGGCACGAUGAUUUUGGCCAGCCCUGCCUGUACAUACACAUGCACACCCUCUCUGAUAUUUUUGUCCUUUAGAUGUUCACAUACUCCUUUCAAAACUAGUCCUCUUGUUUGCGAUUUAGGUUCAUUUUGUCCAAAUAUAUAUGCAUUUUUAAAAAACAAUGUCCUCAGUGCUAUGUAGUAAUUUUAUUUUAAUCAGAUCAUUCUUUCUUGUAUGUGAUGAACCAGUUUGGGUUUGUUUUCUAAGCUUCCUUUGGGUCACUAAUCUCAUUUGGCAUGUUCUAACUAAAGGGAUCCCCUCAGCUCAAAAGACUAGAUGGAUACAAAAGUUCAGACCAUGGCAUUCAUUGAUGUAGAACACAUGGUAUUUCUCCACAAGGUAACCUGCUGUAUUUAUUUAUUUUCUUUUGGUUUAAAUAUAAUUUCCAACUUUGUGGUCAGGCAGCGUCUAAGGUUACGUUACCACAGGCUGACAGUUGGUAUAUGUACCAAUCAAUUCCUCCAUUAGAUUUAUACAGGUUUAGUUAAGUAGCAUUAAAUAGGAUUCUUAGAAGUAUGUUCUUCAUAGUACUUUUAAUACUUAAGGCUUUGUAAAACUAUCCAUGAAGGGAAAGCCUCAGCAUAACUGCUCAGGGAAAUAGGGCUAAAUAACUGAACAUUAAAUAAUUGGUUAAAGGUGCUGUUAGUCGAGCCUCAAUGCUUGCUACACGGAUGUAUGUACAAGGACUGACUUUAAUAAUUUGCAUUAUAUCGUCCCAACCAGUAGUUUAUUUUUUGCCACGGAGAUGUAGAAGAUAUUACAAGCUACUGGAUGCACUGUCAGAUUAACUUAUUUCAUUAAAGAAGUUGGGAGAACAAAUAGGAAAAAAAAAACCUUAUUUUUCUAGUAAAUAUUAAUGUAUUACAUUUCAAAUAAUGGUGCCUGACAUAUUGAAUAAUUAUUUUCUACAGUGUACGUAUGCAACAAAGAUAUUCCAUCAUGCAUUAGAGUCAGUUCUGACUCUGCCUAGCUGUUUACAUUUGCAAAUGUAGCAAACAAGGUAAUGAAGCAACUAUUUCUAUUGCGGUAGAUAUCUUUUGUGUGUGUGUGUGUGUGUGUGUGUGUGCAUUAAAAUUGUAAACGGUAACAUGAAACAAAUGAACGUUCUUGAUAUAAUGGUAUGAAAACAAGAAGGAAAUGAAAAUAUUUUUAUGCCUACUUAGAAAAAAAAGGGUAGCACUAUUCAUUCCAAGUACUUUUUUUUUUAAUUUUUAAGCUCUUAACUCACAUUGUUAUGCUUAAAAUGAUAACCAUAUAUCCUCUUUUUAUUGCUUUGUCUAUGUUUCAGAUGAAACAUUUCAGAAAUUAUUUUGAUAAGUGCUGCUGGAAUCUGCAGCACUGAUGUUUUUAUUGCAUUCUGUAGUUGCAUUUGCACUCCAUUUUUACAUUAAUUCGCAGUUGCUUUGUAUUGUUUUGUUUGGGUUUUGUUUCUUUUUCCCAGUGCCAGGUCUUCGUUUCUUCAAGUUGGAUGGCAGGUAGAGUUCAACCAGUUUGUGACUGUUGUAGUGAAUGAAGUUCAGACUGUCUUUCUGACGCUGUGCUGUCAUUUCCAUUCUUGCAUUUUUGUUUUCAUGUAAAAAAAAAGAGAGAGAGAGAGAGAAAAAGAGAGAAAGAAAUCAGGACUAAGCCUUUUGCUUCAGUUUCAUUUAUAAAGGGUUGUUUUCUGAUCUCACCUGUCAAAUAGCUCUAAUAUAAUUCACAUGAACCGAGAUAAAGAGGUGAAAUGAGGGGCUUUGACAUUCAAAUUAUGUGAUGUCAUUUAUCUUUCUUAGGAAUUUUGAUGAAUGCAUCUCAAAAUGUACAGGCAGAUUGGAGAGGUGGCAAUUAAAGAUCUAAAGAGGAGAUUUCCCAAACAACAAAACAGCAUUUAAUUUUCUUAGUGAAAGGACUAGAAACAAAGCGCACUGUGGCAAUCCUCAAGCACCACGAUAUGUGAACUGCUCAAAGUAGAAAAAACACUCGCAGUUUGGUAAACUUGGGCAAUAGUACAGGUAUGGCUUUUUGGGCAAAACUACUAUUUAAGCAGUUUCUCCAGUGUAUCAGACACAAGUAUGUUGUUCUUUCUUGGCAUAUAUGUCUCUUUAUUUCAUCAUUUUGUUUUUUCCCUCAGACACACAAGUAGUAAUGGUUAGCAUUGGAAAUACAUAUCACUAUUCUUGGAAUAUUUAUGGUCAGUCUACUGUAGGUAGAAUAUUCUUAGAUAGCAUUGUCAAUAGAUCUUAUUCUGUAUUCCUUUUAUUAUUGAUUAUUUUAUUUUCAUUUAUUUUUUUUCAUAUUUUGAUGGAGAAGAGGUUGGGCUAUGAAAAAUGAUGAAAAUUUAUCAAGACACUAAAAGACCCCCUUUUUUUGACUUUUGAAAGCCUUUGUCCUAGCUUUCAAAAUACAUUUUUACAAAAUUGAUUGAUUGGUAUCUUUAUUUUUAUUUGGGUUUAGGAUUUCUGAACUAUUUUGUCUUAAAUUGUGAUUUUAAAUGAGCUGUUUAGAUACUUAAAAUCUUUUUUUUUUUUUUAAGGAUUUUCAAGAUGACUUAGGAAUUUCCCUUCUUGGAAAAGGCUUUCCCUAUGAUAAAAACUAUGCGCUAGGUAAAAUUGUAUGUCCUUUAAAAAACAUACGUCUUUUUAAAGUAUGUGUCCAGAUUCUGAAUCAGGCUUUGGAUCAAACUUUAAGCCAGGACCAGCUCAUGCGUUCUCAUUCUUGUUUUUCUCACUCUUUCUCUCUUCGUCUCUCACCCAUGUAUUCAUAUUGUUGUUUGGGAUAGAAGACUCUUAAAGAGCCAGCCCACCUCAGAAGAUUGUGGAUUCAGAGACACUACACUGAGUACAUGAAAAAAGGAUGGAGCUCUCAUGGUUAAUAUGUUAACUCUAUAGUUAAAGGGAAAGAGGGUGCCCGUUCUUUCUACAUGACAUAUUGAGAUGUUCUUUUAAAAAAAUCAACUUUUAAGAUAAUGAUGUUUUCUUCUAAACUGUUCUCUUUUAGUAAAGGUAGAUUUUAGAAAACAAGCAUGGGGAUUUUUUUUCCUAAGGUAAUAUUAAUGAGAAGAAGAGAAAAAGUGAUUAUCUUUAACAGCUCUUUGUUGAAGCCUGUGGUAGCACAUUAUGUUAAUGAUUGCACAUGUGCACAUAAUCUAUGAUGAUCCAAUGCAAAUACAGCUCCAAAAAUAUUAAAUGUAUAGAUUUUUAAAUGCCUGAGGGUAUACAUUUUUCUUAAUUAAUUGAAGAGUAUCAAUACUGCUACUAAAGUAAUGAUUAGCCUCCUGCUAUGUGGCUGCGAAACAUCAAAGGUGACCUGUCUUAAGACCUCUGAACUGCCUGCCUGUUUAGUUCGUGAACAUGAACAUAAUUCUAGAGGGGGAAGAUCGAACAUCCCGCGGUGGUAAAGAAGCUGAUGGUCAGCUUCUGCGCUGUAUGCCAGUUUUUUGCCUAAAGUUUACUUUGAGCUCACGCCUUUCUGUCUUUGGGUUGAGAACCAUGGCAAAAAAAAUAAAUAAAUAAAAGCAAGGCAUCUUUUGUGAUCAAGUAAGUGAAAGCUUGCUGACUAUCCUAGAUCACAGGAGAAAAUGGAGGAAUGAAAUCAAAUCCAAAUAUGAGACUAAAGAUGCUAACCAAAGGUAGGUACUAAGUGGAAUUCUAUCAGCAGGCCACUAUAAAUGAGAGGAGGAUAGAGAGACAUGUACCAGGACUUUGAAGGGCUGUGUUAUUUUCCCAAAGAAAGACUUGGCCAAGGGCAGAAGCCAUGGCUUCAUUGGAGAGCACUUCCUGUGGGUUUUCCAUUAGCAUUUCACCAACAGUGGACACACAUGUUCCUGCUAACCAUCAGUGAUUUAGAAAGCAUCCACAGUUAUCUGCAGUAAUUAGGACCUCUGGAAGAUGCUAGGGUUGAAGUGUGUCAAGUCAGGGAUGAAGAAAAUGUGAAAAUCAAAUUGGUCCACACAUGGAAACUGGAUAAUGUAUCCUUACAUGAUGUUCUCUUGAAGGGAAAAAGUAGAGUUAGAAACUUCACUCCAUCCUACAGCAGAGAAAAGCAAGAGUAACUUUUACACAGAAAUAACAUUUAGAUUUCAUCAGAGAAAAUGGUUCUUCAAGACCCAUGAGUCCCAAAACUGGAUCCUAAUUUUUACUCCUGGAUUUUUUGUUCAUUAUAUGACCUGCAGCAAAUCACUUUUUUCUUUUCAUGCCUCAGGUUCCUCACCUGUAAAAUGGAAAAAAUAUAUUAAUAAUAAUAUUAAUAAUAAUAAUGGUAAUGUAGUACUUGUUUGUAAAGCACUUUGAGAUCCUUGAUUGAAAGGCACCAUGAGAGUGCCAAGUAUUAUUAUAUGGCCAAGGGGCUUAUUUAAACUCUCAGUUCCCAAGGGCCAGGAAAGGUUGGGGUCGUUUUUUUAAAGAUGAGCUGUAAAUAUCAUAAUCAGGCAGCCUAUUGUGUUGACUAUGAAGAGGCAAAACUAUUACAAGGCUGAUAAAACCAUAGUUUCUUAAUGGCUACCAACAAGGCAAAUAUCACAAUAAGAAAUGCCAAAUUCUUUAAGGUGACAACGUGAAUAAUUGGGGGGGGGCAGGUAGGGAUGGGAAGCAUCUCAAUAAUGCCAAUGUAAAAUUCACUUACAGCAAUAUUCACCAGCAGAAAAUGUCUUUCAUACGGAAUGAUUUCAUGUUGCUAAGAAAAAAUUCAAUUUGUAGUCCUGAUUUGAAUAUUAGAAUGUUGGCUAUAAUAGUUCUGUUCUUACAACACAUGGAAUUUUUUUUGUUUUAUUUAAUUUUGUUUUCAUAGUGCAUGUUCAUUUCUACUCACAAACAUGUUCUUGGUGUAUUUCUUAUGCAAACAAUCUUCAGGCAGCAAAGAUGUCUGUUACAUCUAAACUUGAAUAAUAAAGUUUUACCACCAGUUAUA
This is a messenger RNA of Bubalus bubalis (water buffalo), 13117 nucleotides long. RefSeq names its product transcriptional repressor GATA binding 1 (gene TRPS1). NCBI's taxonomy places the organism in Eukaryota, Metazoa, Chordata, Mammalia, Artiodactyla, Bovidae. Gene Ontology annotation, molecular function: DNA-binding transcription factor activity; RNA polymerase II transcription regulatory region sequence-specific DNA binding; zinc ion binding. The record is from RefSeq and is a predicted model, not a curated record. Gene Ontology annotation, biological process: regulation of transcription by RNA polymerase II. Bases 3695 to 7576 code for a protein of 1293 amino acids. Gene Ontology annotation, cellular component: nucleus. The transcript has 7 exons.